AUGGUCUCUUCCCCGUCCCCCCGCGCCCUGUCUGCUCCGGGUGCCCUGCCGAUAGUGCACGGCCCUGGCCUCCACGGUCGGGUGCGUCGCGCUGUCGCCGCUGCGACGCAGAACGUGCAUCGGACCGACCACGUCCUGCUGCCAGAGGGGCAGGUAGCCCGCGGCCGGCAGGGCCUGGGCGAGGAAGAAUCUGUACCAGUGGACGCUGUGCCGUUGGCGGGACGGUUCGCAAUGAUGGUACUGGAGGCGUUGGUGCUGGUGCAACUGGGGUAGUUGGCGUUUGAUGAGGCCGGGAUGCUCUGGAUGCUGCUGCUACUGCACCAGCUGUGGUUCCGGUUGCUGCGGCCACGGACAGGGCUCCGGGAAGGAGGCCUGCAGCAGCAUCACUCCUUCGACCCGCAGGUGGACGCGGUGGUCGCUCGCUCAUGGCGGUCCGUGCGGUCAGGUGCGCUGGU
Ectocarpus sp. CCAP 1310/34 is the source of this 455-nucleotide messenger RNA. The record is from the annotation of a GenBank genome assembly. Lineage: Eukaryota; Phaeophyceae; Ectocarpales; Ectocarpaceae.